CCUACUUUUACCUGAAAUGGCUCGAACUAAGCAGACAGCUCGUAAGUCUACCGGUGGCAAGGCGCCACGAAAGCAGUUGGCCACCAAGGCUGCCCGCAAGAGCGCGCCGGCCACGGGCGGCGUGAAGAAGCCCCACCGCUACCGACCCGGCACGGUGGCGCUGCGCGAGAUCCGCCGCUACCAGAAGUCCACUGAGCUGCUGAUUCGCAAGCUGCCGUUCCAGCGUCUGGUGCGCGAGAUCGCACAAGAUUUCAAGACCGACCUGCGCUUCCAGAGCUCAGCGGUGAUGGCGCUGCAGGAGGCGUGUGAGGCCUACCUGGUGGGGCUCUUCGAGGACACCAACCUGUGUGCCAUCCACGCCAAACGUGUCACCAUCAUGCCCAAGGAUAUCCAGCUGGCGCGCCGCAUCCGUGGGGAGAGAAGCCUUUGGGUAGUUAACGCCGGUUCUGAUGGCAAGUUACUUGGAGCUGGUGUACUUGGUGACGGCCUUGGUGCCCUCGGACACGGCGUGCUUGGCCAGUUCCCCCGGCAGGAGCAGGCGCAGGGCUGUCUGUAUCUCCCUGGAGGUGAUGGUCGAGCGCUUGUAAUGCGCCAGGCGCGACGCCUCGCCCGCGAUGCGCUCGAAGAUGUCCUUGACGAACGAGUUCAUGAUGCCCAUGGCCUUAGGCGAGAUGCCGGUGUCGGGGUGGACCUGCUUGAGCACCUUGUACACAUACACCGAGUACCACUCCUUGCGGCUGCGCUUGCGCUUGCGCUUCUUGCCGUCAUUCUGCGCCUUGGUCACCGCCUUCUUGGAGCCCUUCUUAGGCGCCGGAGAGGAUUUGGUUUGGAGUUUUUCGUCAUGGCGCGUACAAAGCAAACAGCUCGCAAAUCUACCGGCGGCAAGGCCCCGCGCAAGCAGCUGGCCACCAAGGCGGCCCGCAAGAGCGCGCCGGCCACGGGCGGCGUGAAGAAGCCCCACCGCUACCGGCCCGGCACGGUGGCGCUGCGCGAGAUCCGCCGCUACCAGAAGUCUACCGAGCUGCUGAUCCGGAAGCUGCCGUUCCAGCGGCUGGUGCGCGAGAUCGCGCAGGACUUCAAGACCGAUCUGCGCUUCCAGAGCUCGGCCGUGAUGGCGCUGCAGGAGGCGUGCGAGGCCUACCUGGUGGGGCUCUUCGAGGACACCAACCUGUGUGCCAUCCAUGCCAAGCGUGUCACCAUCAUGCCCAAGGACAUCCAGCUGGCGCGCCGCAUCCGUGGGGAGAGAGCGUAAACUGUAAAAGUACCGUCUCCAAACAAAGGCUCUUUUAAGAGCCACCUAAAGUGUCUACGAAGAGCUGCUUCUACGGCGUGUAGAAGUUUUUCUCUAACUUAAGUAUACCCAUCGGAAGUGCAGUGGUGCCAGCAGGAAAGCAGCUGCGUUGGGAUUGCUCCAGUUCUCUGGGUACCCAGCACACUGCUUCCCUGACCUCCACACCACACGCAAGGCUUUUUACCAAUCUCCAGUGGCAGACUUAACCCCUUUCCUCUGAAGCGUUUUGUGCUGUAUUUAGUCAAGGCUGGCACGGGAUCUUUACAUCCCAGCUGCUAUUAAUGGACGAGAGUGCUAAAAGCGGUUCUAAAGUUUAGUACAGAGCUGCUUUAAGUGCCUUCUCAACGGGGGGAAGGUUUCGUCGAAAGGUUAGGUGUUCCAUGUUUUAAGUAGCUUGUACUUUAUGCAGCGACAAUAAAUGUUGCAUCCUUAGAUGGCCCCCAGCUUUGGAAAUGUAAUCCUGUCUAGGUGACAAGCGCUAGGGUCAAGGGAGGCAAUUGAAAAAUUUGAGUUAUUCUAUGUCGUUAAAACAGCUGAAAUUUGCUAGGCAUCCAGAAAUGGUGUAAUGAAGUCUAAUAAAAGUACUGAUCCUUGAGCAAUCCUUAUAAAAAGUGAAGGUGUCUGCACACACAAGAUUAAGGACCCAGGUGGAACAGAUCUGGUCCCAGAACAUGUGUUUCACCAGGUAUCAGCUUCAAGCAGUACCACCAGCAAUGGACACCCAGCAGUGUGGCCAGUGGCACAGCAGGGCAGAGCAUUACUGCCCCACAUACAGGACCUGGAAUGACAGCUGACUGUUGAGCAGACUAGGAAUUCAGAGCUUGUUGCUGCAACUAGCUGAAAACUGCAGAAUAUGUCUGUACCCUGCAUGAUAUGGUCACUGUAAGUCUGGGGAGAGGAAAUCCCGGGGCAAAAUACCUCUAAAAACCGAAAUCAG
Molecule: messenger RNA, 2228 nt
Organism: Manis javanica (Malayan pangolin)
Lineage: Eukaryota; Metazoa; Chordata; Mammalia; Pholidota; Manidae
Source: RefSeq, a predicted model, not a curated record